AAGAUGAAGCUCCUGUGGCUGGGCGUGGAUGUCUCCAGGGUUCUGCACCUGGCCGCCGUGUUCUGCCUGACCUGCGUGCUGCUGAAAGUCAUCCAGCUGUUCCACCGGCGGCGGGAGCUGCUCCGGGCGCUGGCCGACUUCCCCGGGCACCCGACCCACUGGCUCUUCGGCCACGUCCACGAGUUUCUCAAGGAGGAAGAGAUGCUGGACAAGGUAGAGCUCUGGGCACAGAAGUACCCACAUGCUCAUGCUAUGUGGUUUGGGAGUUUCUCAGCAUUCCUGAUUGUCACUGAUCCCGACUAUGCCAAGGUUCUGUUGAACAGAGGAGAUCCCAAGGAUAACAUCAGCUAUAAGCACCUUAUCCCAUGGAUUGGGAAUGGGUUGCUGAUCUUACAUGGGCCCAAAUGGCACCAACACAGAAAACUCCUGACCCCAGGGUUUCACUACGAUGUCUUGAAGCCGUACGUGGCCCUGAUGGCAGAAUCUACAAACGUGAUGCUGGAUAAGUGGGAGAAACUGGCAGCAGAUGGGAAGCCAGUGGAGCUCUUUGAGCACAUCAGCUUGAUGACUCUCGAUAGCAUCAUGAAAUGUGCCUUCAGUUGUCACAGCAACUGCCAGACCAACAGGAAAAACACCUACAUCCAGGCUGUCUAUGACCUCUGCCACAGGGUGCACCAGCGCCUCCGCAUCUUCCCCUACCACAAUGACAUAAUUUACUGGCUCAGCCCCCAGGGGUUUCAGUUCAGGAAGGCCUGCAGGAUCGCUCAUGACCACACAGACAAGGUGAUCCGUGAGCGAAAGGAAUCCCUUAAAGAUGAACGGGAAUUUGAAAAGAUACGGAAGAAGAGACAUUUGGACUUUUUGGACAUUCUGCUGUGUGCCAAAGAUGAGAAUGGAGCUGCACUGUCCGAUGAGGACCUGCGUGCUGAGGUGGACACAUUCAUGUUUGAGGGCCACGACACAACAGCCAGCGGCAUCUCCUGGCUCUUCUACUGCCUGGCAGUCCACCCUGAGCACCAGCAACGGUGCAGGGAGGAGAUCCAGGGCAUCCUGGGGGACCGGGACACAAUCCAGUGGGAGGACCUGGGCAAGAUGACCUACAGCACCAUGUGCAUCAAGGAGAGCCUGCGCCUCUACCCGCCCGUGCCUGGCGUGUCCCGGCAGCUCAGCAAACCCGUCACCUUCCCCGACGGACGCACUUUGCCCGAAGGCAGCGUCACUGCAAUAAGCAUUUACCUCAUUCACAGAAACCCUGAAGUAUGGAAAGAUCCUUUGGUGUUUGACCCUCUGCGUUUUUCCCCCGAGAAUGUCUCUGGCAGGCACUCUCAUGCCUUUCUGCCUUUUUCUGCUGGAAUGAGGAAUUGCAUCGGGCAGCAGUUUGCCAUGAACGAGAUGAAGGUGGCGCUGGCUCUGACCCUGCGGCACUUCGAGCUCUCGCCCGACCCUGCCACGCCUCCCCUCAAAAUAACUCGGGUCAUCCUUCGCUCCAAGAAUGGGAUUCACCUGUAUUUAAAGAAAAUCCGCUGAUGCUGGAAAACAUCUUGCAUUCACCAGAGGGAGGAGCCAAGCAGAUGACAGGACAGUGUGUUUCUGGGGCAGAAGUGCAGGGCAGGAUUUGGGGAUGAGGAUUCCUGAUUUCUGUGCUUCAUCCACCAGCUGAAAGCCCUUUUCAGGUGAGGCUGGGAUGCCACUGCACAGACUGUCUGUUCCAGGGCACUGAUCUGAGAGCAGCCAGCCACGGCCACUCUGUUUGUCCCCUUGCACUGCCAUAAGGGUGGGCCUGGCCUGGUCUGGGAACAUCUGCAGGUCCCACCAGCCUACUUCUUACCAAAUCCUGCCUUCACACUCGUGCCCUGGCCAAAUCUGUGACCAUUUCCAACCCUGCUCUGUCAUCAGCACCUUCCUCAGUGCCUAGAGGUCAGCCCUCCUCUCCUGCAGUGGGGACAGCCUGUGACAGACCUCUGUCUCACUUCUCACACUCAGUGGGCCUCUCAUUUGUUGAAAGCACUGAUUACAGUUUGGGCUCUGAAACUCUGCUCAAACUUCAAAAUAUUCUGUAACUUUUGUCUUAAUAAACCAAUAAUUUUUCCUGCAA
This is a messenger RNA of Lonchura striata (white-rumped munia), 2095 nucleotides long. Its product is annotated as cytochrome P450 4B1. Gene Ontology annotation, molecular function: oxidoreductase activity, acting on paired donors, with incorporation or reduction of molecular oxygen; heme binding; iron ion binding. NCBI's taxonomy places the organism in Eukaryota, Metazoa, Chordata, Aves, Passeriformes, Estrildidae. The record is from RefSeq and is a predicted model, not a curated record.